This is a messenger RNA of Rhea pennata, 776 nucleotides long. RefSeq names its product A-kinase interacting protein 1 (gene AKIP1). Gene Ontology annotation, biological process: regulation of non-canonical NF-kappaB signal transduction. NCBI's taxonomy places the organism in Eukaryota, Metazoa, Chordata, Aves, Rheiformes, Rheidae. Bases 1 to 492 code for a protein of 163 amino acids. The transcript has 5 exons. Gene Ontology annotation, cellular component: nucleoplasm. The record is from RefSeq and is a predicted model, not a curated record.
AUGGAGCGCGCGCGCGCGGCGCGGACGGCGGGGCUGGCGCGGGCCGUGCUGGAGCGCGCGCGGCGGCGGCGCGCGGGGCGCGCGCGGGACCCGACCGCGGCUCCGGAGGAGGACUCGGAGCGGCUGAGCGCCGCGUUUGCCGCGGCGGCGGCGUUCCUGAGCGAGGCGGCGAGGCAGUGCGAGAAGUACUAUAGCUUGGUGCCAGCCUGUAGAUGCAAAGAGCAUGAAAUCAAACAUAUCUGCAGAUACCACAGCAGGCAAGGAGAUGAAAAAGUGUUGGAGGCUGCACAAGAAGAGAAAAAUGCAGCCUCUGUAGUGUCCAGUCAACCUAAAACUUGUCAACAACUUACCAGGAAGGCUUCCAAAGACAUCUACAUUGAAGUUUCUCCUGGCACCUAUUCUGUCACAGCAACCUCAGAGGACAUGGUAAAACAAACCCACGUGGUCAAUGUCAGUGCAGGACAAAGUGUUGAUUUAACUUUUGUUCUAUGAUGUUUGUUGUUUCUUAGCAAUCACUGGAAUAAAAUACUAGGCUUUUAAUGCAUAUGAUGAACUACGCAUAUCUUCUCCUCUUUUAGCACUUUAACAGUAUUCUCUACUUUGGAUCUGCAUUUUUAUGGCUUGUAUAUUUGUUUUAUACUUAAUGCAAACAUGUAUAUUAUAUACAGCCCACUUUGUACACUGAUUUUAUAAAUAUUUUUACAAUGUAUGCCUUAAUUCCAAUUAUGUGACUGUAUAAUUCCAAUUAAAGAUGCAAUCAGUGGAGUAAAGCACAA